AUUCUUGUAUUCUGUAAAUGAGUCAUGUAUCAUUGACUUCCUGUAUAAGAAGAAAUACUCUGUCGUUUGUUUGUGAAUGACGUUAUUUUUAUGGCUGGUUACUGUGCAUUACGAACAAUGUGUAGGCAGUUUUGCAUUUAUGGCAUGCCAGAAUGGAAGAAAUAAGCGAUUUUGAAGAUUGGGAAUACAGAGCAGAAGGAAAUCUUCAUAUUAUUGUUGCAAAUAAGAGAACAAAGCAAGUUUUGAGAUUGUUGAAAUGCCACAAAGAUCAAACAAUUUAUGGAGAUGUAUCAGGAUUUGAUAUUGAAAAUGAAAUAUGCUUUAUUCGAAAUGUCGCAAUACCGCUGAUGAGAAAUUGUAAAGCUUGCUUUCAUGUUGAACGAGCUCCUCUAAGUCGAGACUUCUUGAAAAAUAUUUCAAAGAGGGUGGAACCACAUCGACCAACAUCAAGAUUGAAUAAAAUCAUAGAUCAACGUUGCAAGUAUGGGAUGUUAAUGCCUGACUUCUGUAGAGUUUUGCCGAAUCCCACUUCUCACAAUGAUGUUAAUAUUAGUAUUGAGAUUAAACCAAAGCAAGGUUUCAUUCUGAUAGGUCAAAAUAGAUGUAAUUACAGUCAGUUCCAAAGAAAUAAGGUUUUGAGCAAGUUUUAUGAAAAGGAAAGCACAUACUGCCCUCUAGAUUUGUUUUCUGGAUGCAAGAAAAGAAUGAAAAAAGCUAUUAAAGCACUUAUUCAUCAUCCUCAAAAUAAUCUUCGGAUUUUCAAAAAUGGACACAUGAUUUAUUCUCAAGAAAUAGUGGACAAAAAAAACUGCGAUAAUCAUGAUUUGUUUAAAGCAACUGUUCUCGGGAACUUUGUCUCACAUAGCGACAGCACACGUGGAACAGCAGAAAGAUUAAAACGGGCUGCACAAAACUUGCAUGAUCUUAUUUGCAACCUCCUUCUCCAUCCAAUAUGUGAGCAAAAAUCAGAUAGAGGACAUGUAGCUCAAUAUUGCGAUGCUGGUUUUUCAAAUGAGGAAGCAAAAAAGUUGAAAUCGCCGUUACGUAAGCAAACCCUUCCAACAAAUAGCAUAUUGGGUCUACUUCUAUCAUUACAGAAACUGGAAAGUCGUUCAAUAAAUGAAUACUAUGAUAUGUAUAUGUCUAUUAAAAACCAAUUGGCGAUGUUUCCACAUGAUGCUCAGAGGCUUUCCAUAGAAGGUCCAUAUGACUCAGAACAUUGGAAGAAAUUAGUUUUUCAAAUUACUAAAGGUGACACAAAAUCGACAGCUGAAUCGGAUUUGAAGAAAUUAAAUGAUCUCGAUAUAAAAGCAUCUUUGCUGAGAAAAUUUUUGAUUGCGACCAGCUUUAAAGACUGUUCAAUCAUAUUGACAUUUCAAAAGAAAUUACAUGAUUGUGAUCAUAUUUCCGCAAAGGAUUCACCCAUUAGUAUAACAACUCGACAUGGACAACAGUAUUGGUGUUCGUUGGCGCUGGUCGACAGCGAUCCCAAACUUUCGAACAGGAUUCCACAGUAUUAUCAAGAUGCUUGUAAGCAAGCAGCAUAAGAAGUCAGAAUAUCAUUGAAAAUAUCAUUUUCUGCAUGUCAUUCUUGGGAGCUCAAUCCAUAUCAUUUUCUGCAUGUCAUUCUUGGAAACUAUUGUGCAUGUGAUGAAUUCUGCUAUCCAUGUCUUCUUAGUUUAUUUAUUCAGUAUUUCUUGGUCCUUGGGACAUUUUUUGAUACUCCCUUAGUGUGUGUACCAGGUUCGGGUUGUGCCAUAAUUUUAUUUCGAUUUUCCUUAUUUUAGUUCUAUUACAAGUUUGGGGACUGUCUGUGUUAGCCAAGUGAAUAUACCCCCUGCCCUUUUUUCAGUCCCUUUACACUCGAUGUAAAAUAGGUGAACAAAAAUAGUUACCUCCAUAUUGGUACACACACUUCUGGAGCGCUCUUUUUUUUGCUUUAGCUGAAACUCCAAGAUUGGAGUUUUAAGUCUUAAUGGCAAUGGGUAGAGGGAUAUUCUAUUUAAAGCCAUUGUCUUCUAUGUAUGAAUGGACAAAUCUUUUAAUGUCUCCCUUUUAAUAUAUAAUGUGAUAAGAUGACUUUUCAACCUUAUCAUAUUUGUACAUAGAUUUAUCACACGCUCUGAAGAUCCUGUCAGGGUUUAUAUGGUGUUUGCAAUGUAAUUUAAAUGCGUACUAUUAGGUUAUUGCUCUGCUUUGUUAUUUAUCUUAUUAAUGCAGAAUUCAGGCUUUAUUGAUGCAAUUAUUUGUAUGCAGUUGUACUCGUUUUCUUAGUCUACCUUGCAGUGUCUAGUUUUUAUUUUAGGAGACUUCAAUAUUGCUGCCACAACACAAUAUAUGUGCAAUGUGUUGUACAUAAAACACUAUUGCUAUAAUUAUUUUUAUUAUGUUCUUUAGAUAUUUGUAUCACAAUGCAGGAAAUCUGUCUAUGAAACUGUGUUAUCAAAAGCAAGUGAUGCCUCGUAUUUGUCAGUGUUCACUGUAACAAGGACACCAAGUACUCUUCCCAUCACCUAGCUUUGUAUACUGCAAGCUUGAAUGCAUCAUAAUAACAAUAUUUUGUUGCUGUAGGUUUCAAACAUUUGUUUUGGUGGCCCAAUAGCUCAUAAAUAAAACUUUCGGAAUCUGCACUGAUUUUUUUCAAUGUAUUCGAAGUUGACUUCAACUUAAAUUCUAAAUUGGGUUCAGCUUGUUAUGCCGUAAAUUGAGACGAUCGUUUUGUUGAUUGAUUUUCAAUUUUUGUCUUGUAUAGAACUGAGGAGCUGGUUUCCAACUCUGUCGCUCUAUGUUAGAAAUUAUGUGAAAAAAUAACUCGAUGGUUAGGAGCCGGAGACACUUUUCGAAUAUUCAAUCAAUUUGUUGUAUACAUCACUGGGGCCCUUGAUUAAGUUAAAACAUUAAGUUGUGUUGUGUAUUAUUCUUCUUUAAUACUAUAAUAACUGUGGUGGUAUUCACCGUGGCACAUGUUAUACUUUUUAUUGUGUAACAACUAAAGACAUACACAAAUUUAAAUAAUGCUGCUUACUCUACAUCCAUAUGGCAUGAGAUAUUUUACUGAUGAACUUGAAUCGCAAUUUCAUCUGCAUGUGAAAUAGUAUGUUUAACGCAAUUUUCGUUUUGGGGUAAUGUCACAGUUGCAUGUCACUGUGCAAUGUAUUUUUAUUUUUCAUUCAUUAUGCGAGGAGAUUACUGCCAUCAGGAAUGUGGUGUAUUUUGUGCAAUUUUGCAUUACCUUGCCAUUUCAUUUAUACACAUUUAUGUUAUUAUAUAUAAAUUGCAUUAUAUACGGUUCCAUGCGA
Molecule: messenger RNA, 3299 nt
Organism: Styela clava
Lineage: Eukaryota; Metazoa; Chordata; Ascidiacea; Stolidobranchia; Styelidae
Product: inositol-pentakisphosphate 2-kinase-like
Biological process (GO): inositol phosphate biosynthetic process
Cellular component (GO): nucleus
Molecular function (GO): ATP binding; inositol-1,3,4,5,6-pentakisphosphate 2-kinase activity
Source: RefSeq, a predicted model, not a curated record